GCCUCUCACUUGGGUAUGCCCUUGGAUUAUGUUUUGCUUGGCGGAUUGGUUUGCAUCUUCAAUCGCAACAACGGUUUCUACUUCAUGUGCCUCUAUGGUUUCAUUGCAUCGCACUUCUCCGGAAAGAUGUCACGCUUGGUGUUGAUAUGCGGCCCCAUCGUCUCCGUCGCCUGUGGAAUUUGGUGCGGCUUCCUCUUGGAUAUGGUGAUCGAGCCGUUUUUGCUGCUAUUGGGCAAGAAAGGAUAUGUGGCCAAGCCAUCCACAGCCACGGUAGCUCCACCCACAUCUGGAGAUGAGAAGUCAGCGAAGGCCAAGGGCAAAAAUUCCAAAGGAGAUAAAG
This is a messenger RNA of Cladocopium goreaui, 340 nucleotides long. The record is from the annotation of a GenBank genome assembly. Lineage: Eukaryota; Dinophyceae; Suessiales; Symbiodiniaceae.